Molecule: messenger RNA, 869 nt
Organism: Fulmarus glacialis (Northern fulmar)
Lineage: Eukaryota; Metazoa; Chordata; Aves; Procellariiformes; Procellariidae
Product: matrix metalloproteinase-16-like
Exons: 3
Coding region: 42-608 (188 amino acids)
Biological process (GO): extracellular matrix organization; collagen catabolic process; skeletal system development
Cellular component (GO): extracellular matrix
Molecular function (GO): metalloendopeptidase activity; zinc ion binding
Source: RefSeq, a predicted model, not a curated record
GGUUACAAAAGUAUGGCUACCUUCCACCAACUGACCCCCGAAUGUCGGUGUUGCGCUCUGCAGAAACCAUGCAAUCAGCUAUAGCUGCCAUGCAGCAGUUCUAUGGCAUUAAUAUGACAGGAAAAGUGGACAGGAACACAAUUGACUGGAUGAAGAAGCCUCGAUGUGGUGUGCCUGACCAAACAAGAGGUAGCUCCAAAUUUAACAUUCGUCGGAAACGCUAUGCGUUAACAGGACAGAAAUGGCAACACAAACAUAUCACUUACAGCAUAAAGAACGUCACUCCAAAAGUAGGUGAUGCUGAAACUCGUAAAGCCAUUCGCCGUGCCUUCGAUGUGUGGCAGAAUGUAACUCCUCUAACAUUUGAAGAAGUUCCUUACAUUGAAUUAGAAAAUGGCAAGAGGGACGUGGAUAUUACAAUCAUUUUUGCAUCGGGUUUUCAUGGAGACAGUUCUCCCUUUGAUGGGGAGGGAGGAUUUUUGGCUCAUGCAUAUUUCCCUGGGCCAGGAAUUGGGGGAGACACUCAUUUUGACUCAGAUGAGCCAUGGACUUUGGGAAAUCCCAAUCACGAUGGUAAGAGAAGAUUUCAGUUUAAACAAAAUAAAUAAAUGGCAUGAAUUUUCAGCUAACAGAACUAUUUCCAUGCUUCCCUGUCCCUAAAGUCACAUAUUUUUCUUUCCUAAGUUCACAUUACUUUAGAAAUAUCUUCAGUUGAUUGGUCUAUUAGAAUCUGAGGCAGAAAAGUUUCUGUCUAAAUGUAAGUUACAGUAUGAAAAUGUGUUUCUCUUGAAAGACAUUGAAUUCUUGUUAGGAACCUUUGUGUUCAUUCAGACAUUGUACUGUUGAAUGUUUACAUAAACUACUUUCAU